GGGCAUAAGAGAUCUGAAAAAAGAAUCCUUUUAUGUAUGAUGUGUUCUUGAAGUUCAGCCUGAGAAAAACAAAAGCCGUCUUUUACGUCUUCCCAGACAAGCGAUCAUGUCAUCCUCUGGAGAUACCACCGCCGACGCCGCUGUAGCGAAACCUUACUUCUGCUACCAAUGCAACUGCACCGUCACCAUAACAGUCUCUGCUUCCUCCGAUCCUUAUUGCCCUUUAUGCCAUGAGGGCUUCCUCGAAGAAUAUGAAAACCCUAGCCAUGACUUCAAUUCCCAAAACCCAAAUCCCAAUCAGAACCCGAAUCCCUUAUCUGACCCAAAUUUCUCAUUCCUGGAUCCUGUCUCUACCCUAUUGCCUCUUCUCUUCUCGUCUUCCACCACCAUUGACUUGCAAAACCCUAAUCUCUUUGGGAACUCACGAGCUGCUUCUCUUGAUCCUGAUGCAUUCAAUCCGAUGGACUUUUUGCGAAACCAUCUCCAGAACCUCCAUUCCGGUGGUGCUCGCAUCCAGUUUGUUAUCGACAACCACCCGUCAGAUCCAGGGCUUCGCCUGCCUACGAAUAUUGGGGACUACUUCAUUGGACCGGGUCUGGAGCAACUGAUUCAACAACUGGCAGAGAAUGAUCCAAACCGGUAUGGGACACCGCCGGCAUCAGAAUCGGCUAUUGUCGCAUUGCCAACUAUUAAAAUCACUGAGGAGUUGUUGAAUUCAGAAAUGAAUCAGUGUGCCGUUUGCAAAGACGAGUUUGAGAAGGGGGCUGAGGCGAAGCAAAUGCCCUGUAAGCAUGUGUAUCAUAACGAUUGUAUACUGCCAUGGCUUAAAAUGCAUAAUUCAUGCCCUGUAUGUCGGUAUGAGUUGCCCACUGACAACGAUGCUGAUUAUGAGAGUCGGACACAUGGCUCCCGCCGGAGUCAAGGGAGCAAUGGAGCAGGAAGUGGAGGGGACAAUCGGACAGUGGAGAGGCGGUUUAGUGUUUCCCUUCCGUGGCCUUUUGGAAGACAUGGGUCUAGCAGUGAUGGUGGAGCUGGUGGUCAAAGUAGCGCUUAAGGACUGUAUUGGAGAUUGUGAGUCUGAUAUUAUGCGGAAAAAUCAAGAGCAGAUUUCUGGGCAAAGGAAAACGUUAUAAAAGCUGGAACAGUCUAUGUAAACUUAUAAACAGUUUAAGAUUGUUAUUAAGCAUGGCAGUCUUUAUCAUACAUACGCAUUGAUGUCUGAGUUAUAUAAUUUGUAUAGAUCGAUAUAUUUGUUUC
Hevea brasiliensis (rubber tree) is the source of this 1257-nucleotide messenger RNA. RefSeq names its product E3 ubiquitin-protein ligase RING1. The record is from RefSeq and is a predicted model, not a curated record. Gene Ontology annotation, molecular function: ubiquitin protein ligase activity. Gene Ontology annotation, biological process: protein ubiquitination. Lineage: Eukaryota; Viridiplantae; Streptophyta; Magnoliopsida; Malpighiales; Euphorbiaceae. Gene Ontology annotation, cellular component: cytoplasm. The coding region runs from base 107 to 1054 and encodes 315 amino acids. The transcript has 2 exons.